AUGAGCGAGGAAGCAGAGCAAACAGAAUUGCAAACAUUGCAACCUGAUGAUUGGAUCGAAGAAGAAUUUGGCAAAAAUAAAAAGAACAAAGGAUCAGAAAUUAAAGCCGAAAAACCUGAAGAAAAAAAAGCACCAUCAAAAAAGAAACCACCUAUUGCAGUUAUUCGUGCACAACUGGAAGCAGCACGUGCCGCUGAAGAAGAAAGAAUACGGCAAGAACAGGAAGAACAAAGGCGAAUUGAAGAGGAACGUAAACGCAUAGAGGAAGAAGAAAAACAGAAGGAAUUAGCCAAACAAAGAAGAAAAGAGAAGGAAAAGGAAAAGAAAGAACGUCUUAGACAGGAGGGUAAAUUAUUAAGCAAAAGUCAAAAGGCUAAGAAACAGCAAGACCAAUUGCGGUUACAGCAGAUGAUAGAAUCCGGCUAUAAAAUUGAGGGGUUUGACAAUGGUGAACAAAAACCAAAAAAAGUUGUCUAUGCUAGUAAAAAGAAAAAGGGCCCACCAAAACAAACUUCGGAUAAAACUGAGGCAGAAGUUGUAGCAGUAAAAGUGGAUAAUACGCCAGAAAUUUCAGAAAAUUUAGAAGCUGAAAAGGAAAUUGAAACUAAUAAAAAUGUAAAAGAUAGUUGGGAAGAGGAUGAGGAAUUAGGAAACAGUAAACAUACCGAAAUAACAGACGGUGUCAAAGAUCAAUGGGACGUGACAUCGGAUGAAAUGGAGGAUAUCAAUGAACAAUCGGAUUCAACAUCAGAUGAAAAGGAGACAUCAAAAAAUGUCAUUUCAGCCGAAACCCUACCAGAGACCUCAUCAGCGACCCCUAUAAAAGUUGGUACGGACAAAAAUCAGAAACCAGAAAAGGUUGUUGAUACUGGUAUAACACAAAAAAAUGUAUCGGUUAAAGAGACGACUAAAACAUCCGAAUCAGUUAAUGAGUCAGAAGAAUCUGAAACAGAUGAUAGUAGUGAGGAUAGAGAUGAAGGAAGUGACAAUGAAAAAAUUACGGAGCAUCAAAAACAAGCUAUGAAACAGAAGGCUGAUGCUGCUGAGCGUCGUAAGAAACGACAUGAGGAAGCACUUGCCGCUCGAUCUAAAGACGAUUUGAGAUCACCAAUAUGUUCAUUACGACACUUUCGUGAUGAUAUAUUGGAUGAACAAGGUACCCCUAUUUUGAUGUAUGAUGGACACAUCAAACCUGUUGAAACGAUUAAAGAAGGUGAUCAGGUGAUGGGUGAUGAUAGUACACCUCGCAAUGUUAGUGGUGUCACUAGUGGUGAAGGAAUUUUGUACAAAAUAAUACCUAGAAACUAUCCAUUUGCUCAACCUUUUAUAUGUAAUGAUGCGCACAUCCUUGUUCUUAAGAUGAUGUUAGGGCCUUCCUUACAACAUCAUUGUAACGAGGAUGGGAAGACGUUAUUUAAGCUUGUUUACUUUAUACAUGAUCGCACCACAAAUUUGAUACAAAAAACAGUCAAACUCUAUCCGUAUCCAAGUGCGGAAUACUCUACAAUGAAUAAUGCUAAACGAGCUGUCAUUCGGGAUUUUGAAUUAGUUGAUAAAAAUAAAAUUUACAAUUUGGAUAGCUCAAGCUCCAUCAAUUCUAUUGUGCGACCGGGCUUCGUAUGGCAACCAACUGUCACUCAAUUUUUAAAUAGUGAUUCUGAAGUGCAGUCUCAUGCCAAAAUGUUUACUCCCGAAAAAGUUCGAUUCCCAAGCCAAGAGGGUGCUUUCGCCAAAAUUGUUAAACGUUUUAUCAAUAUACAGACUUUUCCUGCUGUCAUUGAACUAUGUGCCUGGCUCAUCGGCUUUUGGAUUGGUUCAAAUAUAGCUAAUCAACACUCAAAGGAUC
Scutellospora calospora is the source of this 1846-nucleotide messenger RNA. NCBI's taxonomy places the organism in Eukaryota, Fungi, Glomeromycota, Glomeromycetes, Diversisporales, Gigasporaceae. The record is from the annotation of a GenBank genome assembly.